This is a messenger RNA of Rhagoletis zephyria (snowberry fruit fly), 8941 nucleotides long. It is a transcript of the gene Nup358, whose product is annotated as nucleoporin 358. The record is from RefSeq and is a predicted model, not a curated record. Gene Ontology annotation, cellular component: cytoplasm; nuclear pore. Gene Ontology annotation, biological process: intracellular transport. Lineage: Eukaryota; Metazoa; Arthropoda; Insecta; Diptera; Tephritidae. Gene Ontology annotation, molecular function: protein binding; GTPase activator activity.
AUGACUUUUAAUAUGGAGUACCGGCAGUUACGCAGCUUUACCAUCGCCAAGUUAUACUACAAAAUCAACGAAUAUUCAACUGCGGAGCAAUAUCUAUGCUCCUACCUCAGCGUAAAAGAGGAUAAUGAUCAGGCGCAUAAAUUACUUGGACAGUGCUAUCAACGCCUUAAGAAACCAGAUAAGGCACUACAGUCAUUUCAGCGUUCCUUACAAUUGAAUUCCAAACAACCUGAUGUUUUGACUGAUGUCUGCCAAUUAUUAUUGGAAGAUGUGAACUUAAAUGUGAAUAAAGCGAAAUACUGGUGUGAGCUUGCUGAGUCGGAAAAAGUGCAGCACGAUGCAGUUUUCUCGCUUCGUUUGAAGCUGAUGAAUAAGGAAAAUCUUGAAAACAAUCAAGUGGAGGAUUUAAUACAAAAAGAAAUAAGCGCACGACCAAAUGAUGUGCAAUUGCGCGUACGGCUCAUGCGUAAUUACAUUGAAGAAAAUAAGGUGCUUGACGCCUUCAAGUAUGUUUACAAUCUUGAAAUGAGCUUGCAAGGUAAUUUCGCCAGCAACAGCGAAUGGUACAACAUUGUUUGGCUAGUCUUAAGCAAGUAUGAACAGAUGCCAAAUUCGAAAAAAGAUUGGGAAUUCUGGCUGUUGUUGAUCAUCUGUUUGGAACGGCAAGUGAACAUUAGUUUCUCCUUAACAUCGGGCACUGCAACCGGCGGCAUAACUGAGACUGCGAAUUUGCUCUUCAAUCUUGAUCAGUAUUUAUUUAAAGCGACACAAUUGUCAGACAAAUUAUGUGCACAGCGCGAGCUGGUUAAUCUGUUUUUGGAUCACUAUCGCGGACAGAUGUUGAUACAUGCUGCAGCUUUAAUUUUCAAACGUGAACUUUUACAAAACAAAAAUAAGUGGAAAGAAACUGUGAAGUCGGUGCUGCCAUUAUUACUUCUGGCAUUUCAAACAGACGUGCCCGAUAAUAGAGAGCCUUGGAUGAAGCACUCGGACGAACAAGGCAAGCAGUUGAUACAACUGUGGAGUCGUGAGGGAUCGUUUCGGUGUGCGCAGGCGGGUCGUACUUUGUUAUCGUGUAUAGCUGAUGAGUCGGCAACCAAUAAAGAGAACGCCACAAAUCAAAUUAACAACUUGCUUGGAAAUAAUCCUCCGCUAUGGACCAGUACCGACGAGCUGCUCUCGCAAAUUCGACAAACUUGUUCGGAUAAACAAUGGCGUCGCAAUGUAUUUGCUUUACUCUAUUGCAAUAGCGAUCAAAAAGUGAAAGAGCUAAGCUCGUUGCUAAUCAAGAGUCCAAAACUAAACGAGCCCGUAUUUGAGUUGCCUACCUAUGCUGAUGUUGAGCACCAUGAGGAGGCAGCUCAAUACUUAAAACCACAGUCUUUGCAACAUAUGGUUUACCUUUGCCUUGGCAAUGACAAUCUAGGCUUUGUGCGUGCCAAAUAUUUUAGUGGUUUGAACUUUUCAACCCAAAAUUUGGCAUUUUGCGGCGCUGAAUCCCUGAAUCAGCUGGAUAUGGAUACGUUUCUAUAUGCGGCAACUAUUCAGGCCAAACGAGCACUACAAGUGGAACGCGAGGCCUUUGACAAUUACAACUCUGGCAAUCGCAGCGCCUCUGGUCGUCCGCGUAUAUUGCCAUAUGCUAACCUGCAAGGACACUUAUGUACAGACGAGCAAGCCAAUUGGUGGCAGGCUGCCUAUCAGGUUUAUAAGAACCUAAGCAGUGAUAAUUUGGCAGAAUUGCGCGCUAAUCUUCAAUUUGGUAUUGAAGCAGUACGUGGUGUCAAUGGCCCGAAAAUCGAUAUGAUCAUUGUAUUCAAAUUGGGACAGAUAUUUGUAGCACGCGCACAGGAUAUCGUAAAGCCUGUAGAGAAGGCGUUUUUGGAAGCGCGGGCAGAGAACAUAUACAAGUAUGGCCUGAAUAUGGUAAAAAUGAACAACAAAGGUGUACUAGAACCAUUUCGUAAAUACUUCAAAUAUGCUAAAGCCAACACAUCUGUUGUUGAGCGUGAAGUUUUAAACGCGGCUGAAGAUGCUGUUUCGUACUUGGCUUCGCGGUACUUCAAGAAAGCUGAAUAUGAGGACUUGAUCGACGAGUUGGCGGGCAUUCAAUUACCAUUUGCCACUUAUUUGCAAGCAGAAGCUUAUCGUAAAUUAGACGAAGCCAAUAAGACGCCGAAGAAGGCUAAACGCAUGUACUUGGACCGCGCUAGCGAAUGUCUAAAUCAAACGUUGAAUCUGUUAAAGAAUACUGAAACAAAUCCUGAUCAUCCUUUAAAUUCCAUAAUACACACCGAAUUAAAACGUCUCCAGCAAGCCACAAUGAAGUUCAUCAAUGAAGGUAGCCCUGCUACUGGACACAAUAAUUCCAGCACAUACGAGGACGCCGAAGCUGACUUCUACCACGAGGUAUCACUUUCAGGUACUCCAGCAAUGAAUCGCUCACGUCGUGAAACAAAUGCUUCUGCAUUGAUAGCAAUGCCACGCAACACCGAAUUGGAGAAUUUGGUAAAGCAAAUGGCAAACACUCUAAGCUUUGUUAAAGAGGAACUGGUUGAUACAAUCAAACCAGAAAUGCUUUCAAUGCGCAAGGAAAUUACUUCACUGAAGGAUAAAAUCACUAGCCUUGAAGACGCCAUGAAACGUACACGUAUUUCGUCGAAUCCACCUUCACGAGACGAUGCUUCCCAUGUGCUGGAUGAUCUUUACAUGAUCGAAGAUGCAUUGCAAAAUCAAUUGUAUCAGCCCCCAGCCCAACCGCCGCAUAUGAGUGUGACCGGCAGCAUGUUUCCCAGUGUUGCCAAUGGCCCCAAUGCUCCACCACCAUCUGGUGGCGUACACAGUCCGUUUGUAGCAACACAACAAACCCAGCAACAAGCCGCGCAGCAAAGAAACUCGAUGCACUUGCAGCCAAACGCCAUGGCAGCAGCGGCCGCAUACAAUAGCCCAAUGUUCAAUCCUAAUUAUCCAAUGAAUUAUUAUCCACCGUCAUACAUGUUGCCGCAACCACCUCCGCCACCUGGAUCGGCAGGAGGUAUACUGGGUCCACGCAAUGCUCUACCGAUGCAGUACAUGGAUGCCAGCUUAAACUUCAGUAUGGCUCCAUCUACCCCAUUGCUGCAGGCUCCACCACAAGAGGGCCGUCCAAGCAAUCUAUACGGCUUACUGACACAACCACAACAACCACCAACUGUACCCCCGCCGUUGCCACAAUUAUCCGUGCCAAUGUCCAUUGCAUCCCUGGUGCCACCCAUCACUAGUCAUGCGCCAUUAAACCAACAAAUGGUUGGUACUUUGGCCCCAGCAGUUUCUUCUCAACCAGCAACAACUACUGCUCCAAUUCAAUUCAACAAGGCGCUCAACAACCAGCCAGUUGAAAGGGGACCACCAGCUAAUGUGGUAAUAACAAGUUCAGAUCCCUUACCAAAUCUCAAUAGGCCAGCCCUAUUGGCGCAACAACCAACUUUGAGUGUUACAAUACCACCACACCAUAUCAAGCCUAGCCUCGUUGCAUCGACGGAAACAAGUGCACAGCAGCCGCCAAUACAACCGAUCGCCUCUUUAGCUGCUAAUACCACCACCACAAAUGGCAUUGUUAGUGGUGGGUUUACGGGCUUUGGUUUCGGUAGCGCCAGCUCAGCCGCACCGGGUCCGUUCAGUAUUACUUUCAGUAAUAGUUUUGCAACCUCAGCCUCGUCUGCAACAUCAAUCUUUAGCGGAAGUAGUACCACUAGCGUAAGCUCUUCAAUGCCAACCACCUCGAUUAGUACUACGACUUUCAGCUUUAAACCGCAAAUCGAGCAAGCUCAAGCCCAAGCAGCCGCUGCAGCAAUCGAAAGCAGCUCCAGCGAUAUUAUCGCGGUACUAAAUAAGACAAGCGAUAGUCUCUCGAGUGAACCAAAUAAGAGCGGCACAGAAGCUGACGUCGAAUACGACCCCAGACCCGAUUUUAAACCAAUAAUACCGUUGCCAGCCGAAAUCGAAGUACGAACCGGCGAAGAGGACGAAGAUGUGAUGUUCUGUUGUCGCGCAAAACUCUUUCGGUUUGUUGAUAAAGAUUGGAAAGAACGUGGUAUUGGCGAUAUUAAAAUCCUCAAGAGCAAGGAGGGCUUUUCGAGAAUACUUAUGCGUCGCGACCAAACUCACAAAAUAUGCGCUAACCACAAAAUCACAAAAGAAUUGAUACUAACAACACCUACGAAUGAAAAAAAGGGCCAUAUUUGGGUAGCUAAUGACUUUGCUGAUGAGGAGUUGAAGACUGAACGUUUCUUUGUUCGUUUCAAGCUGCCCGAAUCGGCUCAGCAAUUCUACGAUGCUUUCAAGAAGGCACAGAAGGAGGCAGAGGAAUUGGAUCGCAAGAAGGAGGCAUCUGUGGCGAAAGAAAAAAGCAUUGAGGAAAAGUCGGUUGCUAAGCAACCGCAACAACCGCCAUUUGGGUUAGCUAAGAGCGCUGUGUCUAAUUUUGCCACUAGUACACCUGCUACAAAAACCGUUGCUGAUAAGUUACCAGUGGCCACAGAGACGUCAACGUUUCCAACAGUCGCUGCCACGAACUCUACACCAAGCGGCGGCGUUUCAAAGACAUUGUUCGGCGGAUUUGGUGUAACGUCUACGAGUGCUUCUUCUGCAACCGAUAGCAACAAGGUGGAAUUGCCAAAAUCUACAGCAUCGCCAUUCGCCAACUUCACCUUCGACAAAAUUGGCGCUGCCUCCAACACGGUUAGCACAGCUUCUGCUACUGCUACUACAACGAACACCAGCAAUGCUUCGCCUUUCGCCAAUAUUUUCAGCACUUUGGGCAAGCCAGGCUCCGCCACUUCAACACCAUUCAGCGUGGGGAAUUUACCAACUUUUCAGACAAUCAUUGCCACCAGCGCAGCAACGCCAACAUCAAUACUACCUACCACAACAAGUGACGCUACGCCUACAACUGCAUUGAAUAAAUCGAGCACUUCUGACGCGGAGGAUGAAUAUGUACCCACAGCCACGUUCAACCCCGUUAUACCAUUACCUGAUUUGGUGGAAGUCUCUACUGGCGAGGAGAAUGAGCUUGUGUUAUUUGAACAUCGCGCCAAGCUAUUGCGCUUCGACAAGGAGGCAGGCGAGUGGAAAGACCGCGGCAUUGGCAACAUAAAAUUGUUGCAGGAUAAGGACGAUGUGAACAAAGUGCGUUUGGUGAUGCGGCGCGAACAGAUCCAUAAGCUAUGCUGCAAUCAGCGUAUAUAUAAAGAUACCCUAUUCAAAUAUGCGAAGAAUUCCAAAACUGCGCUAACGUGGGCUGGCCAGGACUUCUCGGAGAAUGAAUUAGUCACUGAAAUGCUUACGGUGCGCUUUAAGUUACCGGAAACUUGCAAAGAGUUCCAGGAGACUGUGCUCAAGGCACAAUCAAACAUGAGUAGUGAGGCUGAUGAGGUUAAUGUAAGGACCGCAGCUGCCGAAAAACAGCAAAUGGAAAAACAGAAUGAAAAGUCCGCCGGCAAGGAAGUUGCACCAGCAAAAGGUUUUGGUGAUGCUUUCAAACCAAAGGCUGGAUCGUGGAAUUGUUCUGCUUGCUACAUAUCUAACACUGGUGAUAAACAAUAUUGCAUUGCCUGUGAUUCCCCAAAGGAUGAUAGUGUGCCUAAAAAGGAUACCACAAAUGUGUUUCUAACGAACCCUCCAAAGGCAUCAUUUGUUUUUGGUUUCUCACCAGUUGCGACCGGUGGCGUCACUGCACCUGCACAGGCAGCGGAAAGUAGUUUCACUUUUGGAAAACCUGCAGCAACCUCGAGUAUCCUUACCGCGGUCACAACAAAGACGGAUUCCGCUCCAAGCUCCACCACGUCCACGACCACUACGGAAACAUCCACCAAAACUGGAUUUGGCGAUCAGUUCAAGCCGAAAGCUGGCUCCUGGACUUGUCAGGGCUGCUAUUUAAGCAACGCCGGUGAUGCUUUAUACUGCAAGGCAUGCGACGCGCCUAAAGAUGACACUGUUCCCAAGAAGGACUCCUCCAACGAUGUGCUGGCGCUCUCAAAUCCAACGCAAAAGUUUACUUUUGGUUUUAAUGCGGCCGCUGCUGCUACCCCAGCUGCAAGCGUUGCCGACAACAAUGCUACAGCUAAGCCAGCUUCUUCAAGUGGCUUUGUAUUUGGUUCAACGCCGUCUGAACCAUGCAAAUCCAUAUUUGGCAAUUUAACAAAUCCAAAACCUGCUGACUCGUCUAAGUCUUUUACAUUUACACCACCCACAGCAAGCAGCGCAACCGGCUCAAAUAUUCCUUCGUUAUCUAAGCCUACCUUCUCCUUCUCACUGCAAUCGAAAGCUAUGGAAGGGCCUGUAAAGCCCGCGUCCUCUGGAGCAGGUGGGGAAUCUACGACAACGUUUUCUUUAGACAAGAAAGACUUCAACUUUACUUUAAAACCGAAAUCGCCCGGAAAGUCGGGCAAGAGUCCAGCCAAGUUUGGCGGUGGUGGCGGUGAUGCAGAUGCCGCAGCGGAUGAUGAUGAAUAUCAGGAGGAGGAAAACAAUACAUACUUUACACCGGUCAUUCCACUACCAGACAAGAUCGACGUAAAGACAGGCGAAGAAGAUGAGGAAUUGCUCUAUGUGCAUCGCGCAAAGUUGUACCGGUUUUUCGAAGGCGAGUGGAAGGAGCGUGGUCUCGGCGAUGUAAAGAUAUUGCGUCACAAACAAACGAAAAAACUACGUGUUGUUAUGCGUCGUGAACAAGUCUUAAAAAUAUGCCUCAAUCACGUGUUGAAUGAAGAAGUUGAAUAUAAAUCUAAGGAUGACAAAUCUUGGCUAUUCGUUGUGAACGAUUUCAGUGAGGGCACAGUAGAAUUAGAAAAAUUCUCAUUACGCUUUAAGACAAAAGAGGUUGCGCAAGGUUUUAUGGAUGCUGUUAAGAAUGCCAUUGAUGGUACUGCUGUCGCCGUUGAGAAUGUGGGUAGCAUUUCCACAAAUACCACUUUAAAUAUGACUGAAUAUGUGGAGAACGAAAAGGAGAUUGCGAACGAAUCAGCGUCUGCUGGUUUAUCAGAUGCGGAUAAGGCAACAGCUGAUAAUUUGCUCUUACCCAAUGAAUUUUUCACCGCUCAACCGACUUGUGCCGGCUGCCGUGGAUGCGAUCCGGACAAAUUUGUCUUUCCCGUAGUGAAUGAAACAUUUGUAAAUGAAGAAGACAGCAAAAAAGCACUGAAACCUUUGGCUUUACCUUCGUUGUCAUUGCCAAAAAUCGGCAAUACAGGUAGCAUGAAUCGUUCGUUGCUAAAAGAAAGCGCUUUGUCACCAAUGGUUCCUUCUCCUGCUACACAAACCCUCACCACUAACGUGAGUGAUAGCACAGCUACUCCGAAAAUGGGUGAAUCGAAUAUUUUCUCCGGCUAUGGUGACGUGAACUCUACGCCGUUUGGUGUUGGCAAUGAGAAGACUGCGAGCGCUUUCUCUUUCACUGCUGCCAUGAAUAGUGGCAAUAAGGAUGUGGAAAAUAAAGCGGGCGCACCAAGCACUGAGUUUUUGUUUGGAAAUAAUUCUAGCUCUACCGGAUUAAGUGGAAGUUCUUUAUUUGGAAGUGGAUCAGAUAAGAAACCCGUUUUCGGACAAACACCGUCGAUAUUUGGUAAUGCCGCCAACUCCGUAUCCAAGCCCGCCGAUUCUACUACCAUAUCUGAAAGUGAUAAACCCAAAUCCAUUUUUGGUGGAAUUGGCAGCUCUAUUGGAAGUGGAUCUAUAUUCGGCGGUAAACCUGUCUUCGGUUCAGCCUCCACUUCUAUUUUCGAUGGAAAAUCUGCUUCGAAUAAUGACACAACAAAGUCGAUUUUCGGUAGUUCAGCCAUUUCUACCACAAAUUCACAGGGCAGCACAUCCAUAUUUGGUGGACCUUCAUUCGCAGGUUUUGGAAACUCGGUUAAUACUCAGAGUUCUAUAUUUGGAAAUAGCAAUAAUACGAACAACUCAAACAUCAAUAAUACUAACAAGGAUGGCUCAUUAUUCAGCGACAUUGCUAAGGAAUCAACAGCGGCCGCACCUAGUUUUGCUGAUCUCUCUAAAAAAGCUGGCGCAAUAGACUUUGCCAGCUUAGCGGCCAAGGCGAACUCGACACCUGCAAAUAAGCCUGCCCAAAAACCUGGUCCAGGGGAAUUCAUUGGCCUUACCGACCAGGAUGCAUUCUCCAGCUUUGGAAAGUCCAAUCAAAAUAUGUCAAAGGAUGGUAGCGCAAAUGACUCAGCGAAAAGUGCUGAGGAUAAUGAAAACUAUGACCCUCAUUAUGAUCCUGUAAUUGCAUUACCCGAUGAAAUUCGUGUAAGCACCGGCGAGGAAGAAGAAACUAAGUUAUUCGGCGAACGUGCGACUCUAUACCGUUACGACGCCAAUACGAAGGAGUGGAAGGAACGCGGCGUUGGCGAGUUGAAGAUUUUGCAACACACCACCAAACAAACAUAUCGCUUGGUUAUGCGGCGCGAGCAAAUACACAAAUUAGUGUUGAACCACGCCGUUGGACCAGAUUUUAGUUUUAACAACAUGAAUAAUAAUCCGAAGAGCUUUAUUUGGGCAACGCUUAACUAUGCCGAAUCGGGCGAGGGCGAGGUAGAAAAAUUGGCAGUGCGCUUCAAGAACGUCGAUCUCGCGAAUAAGUUCAAGCAAAAGUUGAAUGAAUGCAUCGAAGAAGCAAAGCAGCGCGAAGAAGUAGCGCAGGAUUAAAUGAUUACACUCCGAUAGCUUAAAAAAUAAAUAAACAAUAGGAUUAAACAAAAAAUUCUGGUAUCGGAAAAAACUUAAAAUACACACGUACAUACAUAAAUUAUCUAAGUUAUAGCAUUCCUCAUAAUUUCCAUUAUUCAUUUUAAUUGUAAUUUUAUUUGAUUUUCUUGAAAAGGUGUACCUUAUGUGUUAUUUUGAGUUUUGGAAAGAAUUCGUACGAAAUUUUUUUGUUACGCCGCAUGUGCGGCUGGACCAAAAU